AUGACCUGCUACCGAGGCUUCCUGCUGGGCGGCUGUCGGCGCGUGGCGGGCGGCCGGGCGGCGGCGCUGGGCGGCCCGGGCGCGGGAGGCCCCGGCGCGCGGCCGCGGCUCGGCGGGGACGGCGGCGGCCGGCGGCACCUGGCGCAGGGGCGGCCGCAGGCGCGCGAGCUGGCGGGCUGUGGCAGCCGCCCCGACGGCGGCUUCCGCCCGGCCCGGGUGGUCGUGGUGGCCAAAACCACCCGGUACGAGUUCGAGCAGCAGCGGUACCGUUACGCGGAGCUCUCGGAGGAGGACCUGAAGCAGCUGCUUGCCUUGAAAGGUUCUAGCUACAGUGGACUGCUUGAACGACAUCGUAUUCAUACCAAAAAUGUAGAGCAUAUUCUAGAUAGUUUACGGAAUGAGGGGAUUGAGUUUCGUCUAGUAAAGAGGAGAGAAUAUGAUGAAGAGACUGUUCGAUGGGCAGAUGCUGUCAUAGCUGCAGGAGGUGAUGGCACAAUGCUUCUAGCAGCAAGUAAAGUCUUGGACAGACUUAAACCAGUUAUUGGAGUAAACACUGAUCCAGAACGGUCUGAAGGUCAUUUAUGUCUUCCGGUUCGAUAUACACAUUCCUUCCCAGAAGCCUUACAGAAGUUCUAUCGUGGUGAGUUCAGAUGGUUAUGGAGACAGCGUAUCAGGUUAUACCUUGAAGGGACAGGCAUAAAUCCCGUUCCUGUGGACCUUCAUGAGCAGCAACUAAGUCUGAAUCAACAUAGUAGAGCCUUCAAUAUUGAAAGAGUCCAUGAUGAAAGGUCUGAGGCUUCAGGACCCCAGCUUUUGCCAGUGAGAGCCCUAAAUGAAGUCUUCAUUGGAGAAAGUCUAUCAUCCAGAAUGUCUUAUUCUUGGGCUGUAGCAGUGGACAAUUUAAGAAGAAGUAUACCCACUCUAAAGGGACUGGCUUCCUACUAUGAGAUUUCAGUUGAUGAUGGUCCGUGGGAAAAACAGAAGAGUUCAGGGCUCAAUUUGUGUACUGGAACAGGAUCAAAGGCCUGGUCAUUCAAUAUUAACAGGGUUGCAACUCAGGCUGUGGAAGAUGUUUUAAAUAUUGCAAAACGACAAGGAAAUUUAAAUCUUCCAUUAAACAGAGAAUUGGUAGAGAAAGUUACUAAUGAAUAUAAUGAAUCGCUGCUCUACAGUCCAGAAGAACCAAAAAUACUUUUUAGUAUUCGAGAACCAAUAGCAAACAGAGUUUUCUCAAGCAGUCGUCAGCGUUGUUUCACCUCAAAGGUUUGUGUUCGUUCUCGUUGUUGGGAUGCCUGUAUGGUUGUGGAUGGAGGAACAUCUUUCGAGUUUAAUGAUGGGGCAAUUGCUUCCAUGAUGAUCAAUAAAGAAGAUGAACUUCAAACUGUGCUUCUGGAACAGUGAAGGAUUUCCUCAGAUGAUAAGUUUAUUACUGAAUAGUAACUUCCACUGUGGAAACAAACUACAAGUCAUAAAGCUACUUAUUUUUGGUUAUUGUUGAGACUGGUUAGCCCUGGACUCAAAAGUGACCAAAAAAGCAAGAUUGUCAUUAUUCUUCUGUUGGAUCCUAAUGAAGAAUAUGUUCACUAUGUAAGAAAAUGGAUGGACUAAACUGAUUAGCAUUGAUACCAGUGAAAUUUUUGUAUUGUUUACAAUUGGUAUGCAAGAGUACUGAUAUCUUUAAAUUUAGAGGUAGGCUCAAAUAAAGGAUUAAAUGUUUAGGAAUUGAA
Messenger RNA from Talpa occidentalis (Iberian mole), 1727 nucleotides. RefSeq names its product NAD kinase 2, mitochondrial (gene NADK2). The transcript has 13 exons. Bases 1 to 1401 code for a protein of 466 amino acids. Gene Ontology annotation, molecular function: NAD+ kinase activity. Gene Ontology annotation, cellular component: mitochondrion. The record is from RefSeq and is a predicted model, not a curated record. NCBI's taxonomy places the organism in Eukaryota, Metazoa, Chordata, Mammalia, Eulipotyphla, Talpidae. Gene Ontology annotation, biological process: NADP+ biosynthetic process; NAD+ metabolic process.